This is a messenger RNA of Theobroma cacao (cacao), 2064 nucleotides long. RefSeq names its product tetratricopeptide repeat (TPR)-containing protein (gene APC7). Gene Ontology annotation, molecular function: protein binding. Gene Ontology annotation, biological process: cell division; protein ubiquitination; positive regulation of mitotic metaphase/anaphase transition. Gene Ontology annotation, cellular component: anaphase-promoting complex. NCBI's taxonomy places the organism in Eukaryota, Viridiplantae, Streptophyta, Magnoliopsida, Malvales, Malvaceae. The record is from RefSeq and is a predicted model, not a curated record.
AUUGUCGUUCGAAAAAGGGGAAAAAAAAAAAAACUCCCAACAGCAAGAAGAACCUCUAGCAAAUGGACGUCCCAAAGGAGCAAAUCACUGCUCUUCUCGAUAAUGCUCUCUUUAGCUCCGCUCAACUUCUCGGUUCUUUUCUUGUUUCAUCAUCUACUGUUAAUGCCGAAACUAGUCCGCAUCUCAAAGCUGAAAAUCUGAUUCUUCUUGGAGAUGCUUUGUUUCGGGAGAGAGAGUAUCGUAGAGCAAUACAUGCAUACAAGCAAGCCUUGCAGUAUUACAAGAUUAUACCAAAGCAAAAUUCAACAACGUCUAGAAGUUCAUUGACUGCCUCAAACAGAUCUUCUUCUCCAAAUUCUUUUAACAUUUCUGCAAUAAAUGAAAAUGAGGUGAAGUUCAAAAUUGCAUCUUGUCAUUUUGCUCUAACCGAAACUAAAGCAGCCCUUGUUGAGAUGGAGGGAAUUCCUAGCAAAGCAAGGAAUUUGCAGAUGAGUCUAUUGAUGGCAAAGCUUUAUCGGAAUUCUAAACAGAACCGUGGAGCUGUUACUUGUUAUAGGGAAUGUUUAAGGCAAUGUCCUUUUGUCAUUGAGGCUAUCAUAGCCUUGGCUGAAUUAGGGGCCAGUGCCAAGGACAUAAUUUCCUUGUUCCCUCAGACUCCAAAUAGAGGUGGGAGGGCUCAACUAGAACAUAGUGAUUCAAGCCGUUGGCUGCAACGAUAUGUUGAGGCACAAUGUUGCAUUGCUUCAAAUGAUUACAAAGGUGGUUUGGAAAUCUUUACAGAACUUUUACAACGUUUCCCUAAUAACAUACACAUAUUACUUGAAAUGGCAAAGGUUGAAGCCAUCAUUGGAAAGAAUGAUGAGGCGGUAAUGAAUUUCGAGAAGGUUCGAUCCAUUGAUCCUUAUGUCAUGACUUACAUGGAUGAGUAUGCAAUGCUUCUAAAGAUGAAGUCUGAUUAUUCAAAGUUGAACAAGUUAGUGCAUGAUUUGCUGAGUAUUGAUCCUACAAGACCAGAAGUUUUUGUGGCUCUAUCUGUAUUGUGGGAAAGGAAAGAUGAGAGAGGUGCUCUAUCUUAUGCUGAAAAGAGCAUCAAAAUUGAUGAGAGGCACAUACCUGGUUACAUAAUGAAGGGUAACCUGCUCUUAUCAUUGAAGCGGCCAGAAGCUGCCGUAAUGGCCUUCAGGGGAGCUCAAGAAUUGAGGGCUGAUCUUCGUUCUUAUCAAGGUUUAGUUCAUUCCUAUCUGGCAUUUUCUAAAGUCAAGGAGGCCCUCUAUGCUGCUAGAGAGGCAAUGAAGGCCAUGCCUCAGUCUGCAAAGGCACUGAAAUUAGUUGGCGAUGUUCAUGCUAGCAAUUCUGGUGGCAGGGAGAAGGCAAAAAAGUUCUAUGAAUCAGCGCUCAGGCUGGAACCUGGUUACCUUGGAGCUGCAUUAGCUUUAGCUGAGCUGCAUGUGAUUGAGGGAAGAAAUGGUGAUGCCGUAUCUCUUCUUGAGCGUUAUCUCAAAGAUUGGGCUGAUGACUCUCUUCAUGUCAAACUGGCUCAAGUAUUUGCUGCCACAAAUAUGCUUCAAGACUCUUUCUCACAUUAUCAAGAUGCAUUGAGAAUCAAUCCUCAGAAUGAAGCUGCAAAAAAGGGGUUAGAACGCCUGGAAAAGCAGAUGAAGGGAGUGGAUCCGGAUGCACCUGAAGAAGAGGAAGAAAAUGAGGUUGAAGAUGUAGAUGGAGACCAUGAAGAGACUGAGCUUUUGUAAGGUUGCGGCCAAGGUCUUCAACAGAUACCGACCCACCCGCGUAUUAUUGAUUUGUUGAGAAGAAAAGCUGGUUAUGACUUAAGGCGAGACUCCACGCUGCAAUUUGAGCCAAAUCGUAUCCAGCAAAUUCACAAUUCUUGAGGGGUCUAGAAAUUGGCAUCAUCGGAUAUACUACAGGGACAGAAUACGGCCAUCAUUUGUGUAUAUCAGCUUCCGAAUAGCUUCUGCUUGAAAAAUUGAUUUAAAUGAAAAAGGAUCAAUGCUCAUGCCUCCAGAUAAAUUAUCUUUCAAAUAGCAUUAAAUGGUUUACUACUUC